Messenger RNA from Phragmites australis (common reed), 1062 nucleotides. RefSeq names its product protein RTE1-HOMOLOG-like. Gene Ontology annotation, biological process: regulation of ethylene-activated signaling pathway; response to ethylene. NCBI's taxonomy places the organism in Eukaryota, Viridiplantae, Streptophyta, Magnoliopsida, Poales, Poaceae. The record is from RefSeq and is a predicted model, not a curated record. Gene Ontology annotation, cellular component: endoplasmic reticulum; Golgi apparatus. The transcript has 3 exons. The coding region runs from base 316 to 930 and encodes 204 amino acids.
GCACUGGAGUCGUCCGAGCCCCCAACCCAACUCCCUGCUCCGGUGGGUCCCCAAUCCCCAUCCCGAGCUCGCGACUCCGAGGGCGCCGAGAGCCGCCGGCGAGCGAGGGGCGACGAGGGGCCGUGAGGUGCUACGGGCAACGCGCCAGACGGAGACGGCCGGGCUGGCCGAGGUUAAGGAAGACGCCGACGGCCUCCAAAGCUCGUUUCCUCUCGUCCGACGACAAUCCCUCAGCGCCGGCGACGGUCGGCCGACGAGGACCGGUGAGGAAUUGCCUCUGCCUAUCGAUCAACAGCUCAAACUAAUAGCGAUCCGAUGGAAACCAACAGAAGCCAGCUUGGUCCAAUCGACCCACGAAGAGCCCGCUUUCCUUGUUGUAUAGUAUGGACUCCUAUACCCUUCAUCACAUGGCUAGUGCCCUUUAUCGGCCACAUUGGUAUUUGCAGAGAAGAUGGUGUAAUUUUGGACUUCGCUGGUCCAAAUUUUAUAUCAGUUGACAACUUUGCCUUUGGAGCUGUUGCACGCUACAUUCAAGUUAACGGUGGUGAAUGCGAUAAGCUUCUUGAACCUGAAGGGGAGGCCACAUGGGACGAUGCGCUGAAGAAAGGUACGCAGGAGUUCCAGCACAGGAACUACAACCUGUUCACCUGCAACUGUCACUCCUUUGUUGCGAACAAUCUGAACCGGCUGUUUUACUCCGGCCAAGACAAAUGGAAUGUGGUCAGCCUGGCUGCGGUAAUGUUCUUAAGAGGCCGCUGGGUAAGCUUUGCGGCUCUGGUGAAGACCUUCUUGCCGUUCGCGGUCGUGCUCUCCAUUGGUACACUCCUUGGCGGCACGACCUUCCUGAUCGGCCUACUUGCUUUCGCUGGCGUGAUGACUGGCUGGUUCCUUGUGGGCACCUACUGCAUCAAGCGCCUCAUAGAGUUGUAGUUAGAGUACAUAAGGCUUGAGUUUGGGAUGCAAGAGCGCACAAUUUUCGUUGUUGGUACCUUACUGUAUGGUUUAUUCUUGACUGGAUCCAUCUUUGGAGCUGAAUGAAUUGUGUGGUUAUUAUUCUGGUAA